AACAAUAACAGUUCAUCAAAAAAAGAAAAGAAUACCGAAACAGAGUAAAAAGGUUAAAUUCGGAAUUCCAUCUUCUCAACUGAAUCAUCAUCGAAUCUCCAAAUCCUCUCAAUUCCAAAAAUUAGGGUUCAACAUUUUCACAAUCCCAAUUUCAGCGAUGAAAGAAAGUAACGGUAAGAACAGUAUCGAAAAAUCAGAUCAAGAUCAAGAUCUAGGGUUAUACUUUUUGGAAUUGUGUAGUAGAAAAGUGAAAGAAGAGUUAAAAGAUUACAACGGUGAUGGUGAUGGUGAUGAUGAUGAAGAGAAAGAGGAAUCACCGAGCGAGCUCAAUACUAUAAAUAGUUCAGGUGGUUUUGUUGUUGUUGCUACGGAUAAACUUUCAGUGAAGUAUACAAGUGUUAAUCUUCAUGGUCAUGAUGUUGGUGUUAUUCAAGCUAAUAAAUUUGCUCCGAUGAAAAGGCUUGUUUAUUAUUUUGAGAUUUUUGUUAAAGAUGCUGGUGUUAAAGGUCAAGUUUCUAUUGGGUUUACGUCUGAGAAUUUCAAGAUGAGAAGACAACCUGGGUGGGAGGCUAAUAGCUGUGGAUAUCAUGGGGAUGAUGGUUUCCUUUAUCGUGGACAUGGCAAAGGAGAAGCUUUUGGUCCAACCUAUACCACUGGUGAUAUAGUUGGUGCUGGAAUUAACUAUGCUUCUCAGGAAUUUUUUUUCACUAAAAAUGGGCAAGUUGUUGGCACAGUUUACAAAGACAUGCAGGGUCCCCUUUAUCCAACCGUUGCUGUUCAUAGCCAGAAUGAAGAGGUACAUGUCAACUUCGGGCAGAAACCAUUUACCUUUGACCUAAAGGAAUUUGAAGCUCAAGAAAGAAUGAAGCAGCAAGUGAAAAUAGAGGAAAUACCUGUGGCACCAAAUGCCAGUUAUGGAAUUGUCCGUUCCUACCUGCUACACUAUGGCUAUGAAGAUACAUUGAAUGCAUUUGAUGUGGCUAGUAAGAGUACAGUUCCUCCUAUAAAUAUAGUGCAAGAAAAUGGUAUUGAUGACCAGGAAACAACGUAUGCAUUGAAUCACAGGAAGACUCUACGGCAGCUAAUCAGGGAUGGGGAGAUUGAUGUUGCAUUUGGUAAAUUGCGUGAAUGGUAUCCCCAGAUUACUGAGGACAAUACAUCAGCUAUGUGUUUUCUGCUUCAUUGCCAAAAAUUCAUUGAACUAGUUCGGGUUGGAGAACUGAAGGAGGCUGUCACAUAUGGAAGAAUAGAAUUGUCACGGUUUUUUGGGUCGCCAGUCUUUGAGGAGUUAGUUCAGGAGUGCGUUGCUUUACUGGCCUACGAACAACCAUUAGAAUCUGCCGUAGGUUAUCUCCUAAAAGACUCGCGGCGUGAAGUUGUAGCAGACUCGGUAAAUGCAAUGAUAUUGUCUACAAAUCCCAACCUGAAAGAAACGAAAAAUUGCUUACACUCUAAUCUCGAGAGGUUACUAAGACAGCUCACUGCGUCUUGCUUCGAGAGACGAUCAUUGAGUGGAGAUCAGGGAGAAGCUUUUCAACUUCAAAGAGUGCUUAACGGUGGUAAAAAGAGCUAAUGCCUACAUUUCUAUUCAUCUUCUGACUCUACUGUUCAUAUCACCCUUUUGUUUGGUUUUAGAACAAUGCCAAAUGAUCAAAAUUGAUCUUAGGGUCCCAUAUACUGUGGAGUCCCCAUCUAUGUACAUGUUGAUUAUCUUUUUUAGGGAGUGGAUGGUUUGUGUAUAUUCAUGUAACCUUGUAACUUUUUCAUAAUAAAAACAAUGGAAAUUAGAUAUUGUGAACUA
Trifolium pratense (red clover) is the source of this 1801-nucleotide messenger RNA. Its product is annotated as ran-binding protein M homolog. Gene Ontology annotation, cellular component: cytoplasm. The record is from RefSeq and is a predicted model, not a curated record. NCBI's taxonomy places the organism in Eukaryota, Viridiplantae, Streptophyta, Magnoliopsida, Fabales, Fabaceae. Gene Ontology annotation, biological process: cytoskeleton organization; cell surface receptor signaling pathway. Gene Ontology annotation, molecular function: protein binding. The transcript is spliced from 10 exons. Bases 158 to 1573 code for a protein of 471 amino acids.